AUGUCCUCUCUAUUCAGGCGUCUCGUCUUGCCCGUAGCUUGGACUGCUACUAUUCUGGGCUUCUCAAGUGCUAAGACUGUUACAUAUGACUUCAACAUAGAAUGGGUCACGUCAAACCCUGAUGGCGCAUUUAACAGACCAACUAUUGGUAUCAACGGUCAAUGGCCAAUUCCUGCUAUUGUCGCUGAUAUCGGCGACAAUGUUGUGGUCACUGCGAAAAAUAGCCUCGGAAAUCAAACCACUUCUCUCCAUUUUCAUGGCUUAUUCAUGAAUGGUACAACGCAGAUGGACGGACCAUCUCAGGUCUCACAAUGCGCCAUCGCACCGGGCUCAAGUUUCAUAUAUAACUUCACCAUAAACCAACCCGGAACAUACUGGUAUCACUCGCAUACCAAUGGACAAUAUCCUGAUGGACUUAGAGGACCUUUAAUUAUCCACGAUCCAAACUCUCCUUUUCUGAACACAUCCUAUAUACAAGAAAAUGAAAGAGUUUUGACCGUGUCGGACUGGUAUCAUGACCAGAUGACGGAUCUUCUUCCUGGAUUUAUCGACAAGAGUAACCCUACAGGAGCCGAACCAGUCCCAAAUGCAGCUUUGUGGAAUGACACGCAAAACUUGCAAGUUGCCGUCCAGCCUAACACGACUUAUCUCUUCCGCGUCAUCAAUGUAGGAGCUUUUGCUGGCCAGUACAUCUGGUUCGAAGGCCAUAACAUGACCAUUAUUGAAGUUGAUGGCGUUUACCAUCAGCCCGCGGUGGCUGACAUGAUAUACCUCUCCGCUGCCCAGCGUUGUAGUUUCUUGAUUACGACUAAAGCCGAGACAUCAACCAAUUACGCAUUUGUCGCAAGCAUGGAUACGACUUUAUUCGACACUCUACCGGCCGACCUGAACUAUAACGUUACGGGAUGGCUUGUAUAUGAUAAAGCCCAGUCCUUGCCAGACCCUGCAACCGUGGAUGAGUUGAAUAAUUUCGACGAUAUUACUCUGGUUCCAUAUGACAACCUGACUCGCUUCGGCGAACCCGAUCAGACAGUCGAGCUUGAUGUGAUCAUGGACAACUUGGGAGAUGGCGCCAACUAUGCCUUCUUCAACAAUAUCACGUACAAGUCGCCGAAAGUACCUACUCUCUACACAGCCUUGUCUGCCGGAGACUUGGCUACCGACCCUACUGUGUACGGUUCCUACACGCACUCCUUCGUGCUCGAGAAAGGUCAAAUCGUCCAGAUCACCGUGAACAAUCUAGACACUGGACGUCAUCCGUUCCAUCUUCACGGGCAUCACUUCCAGGCGUUAUAUCGCUCUGAUGAAGACGCCGGGACAUAUGAGGAUGCCAAGAUCACGGAAGCUGACUACCCCGAAAUUCCCAUGCGCCGCGACACGAUGGUGCUAUACCCUACCGGUUUUAUCGUGUUGCGCUUCAGGGCUGACAAUCCUGGUGUCUGGCUCUUCCACUGCCAUAUUGAAUGGCAUGUCGCAUCCGGUCUUAUCGCAACCUUUGUUGAAGCGCCCCUCGACCUACAGAAGAACCUUACGAUCCCGCAAGGCCACCUAGAUGCCUGCGCCUCCCAGAACAUCCCCACAGCCGGUAACGCGGCUGGAAACACGGUCAACUUCCUCGACCUCACUGGGGAGCCUAAAUCUCCGGACCCGCUACCUGAAGGAUUUACGACUCGCGGCAAGGUCGCCUUAGCAUUUAGCGCCCUUUGCGGUAUUUUGGGCGUGAUAACCGUGGCGUGGUACGGUCUCGCGCCGGACGCCGCAGCGCCCCUGUGGGUUGAACAGCACGCCUCGGAGACGCAGACAGUGGACUCGGGCGUCAGGUCGUCGGAGGGGACGCCGACGGAGCCUGAGGUCGUUACCGUUACUGCCGUAGCCGGGGGAGCGCAUAGCAAGGCGUGA
Annulohypoxylon maeteangense is the source of this 1899-nucleotide messenger RNA. RefSeq names its product multicopper oxidase. Gene Ontology annotation, cellular component: high-affinity iron permease complex. Gene Ontology annotation, molecular function: ferroxidase activity; copper ion binding. Bases 1 to 1899 code for a protein of 632 amino acids. The record is from RefSeq and is a predicted model, not a curated record. Gene Ontology annotation, biological process: reductive iron assimilation; cellular response to iron ion starvation. Lineage: Eukaryota; Fungi; Ascomycota; Sordariomycetes; Xylariales; Hypoxylaceae. The transcript has 6 exons.